This is a messenger RNA of Dibothriocephalus latus, 252 nucleotides long. The record is from the annotation of a GenBank genome assembly. Lineage: Eukaryota; Metazoa; Platyhelminthes; Cestoda; Diphyllobothriidea; Diphyllobothriidae.
AUGGAAACGGUAAACGCUUGGAUCGAUAAGCAUACUGGAAUUGGUGAGGAAGCAUGUCCUUUCACCCCAUAUCCUCGAAGUAAGGGCGAGGAACUCUGCCUCGUCCUCGGACCCCGAAAAACGAUGGAUGAGCCCUCAUGGACCAUCGAGGCCUACAACCCUGUCUCAGGCCACAGUCAGGUCGUAGGCAGCAUGAAACAUCGUUUCGACUCGGCCAUUGUCGAACAAAACGGUGAGCAAUUCAACAGUUAA